CUCUUCCUUUGUUCCUCUCUGGAGCCAUGGAGUUCCUCAAUCCAAAGAAGCAAUCGGAAACCCUAGAAACUCCAUAGCACGCCAUGGAUAACCCCUUCUCAUCUCUCAAAGCUCACCUCCAAUCCACCCUCCAUGACCUCCGAUCCCGAGCUCAGCAUGCCUUCCACUCCUCCAUCGCCCGCUUCACUCCCCAUUCCACACUCAACAACCUCCCCCUCGCCCGGAUUUCCUUCGCCGUCCCCCGCAAGGAUAGCUUCAUUGAGGAGCGGCUAGCUGGAGUGCCCGUCUACGCGCUUAGCAACUCCGCGGGUGAGUUCGUUCUGAUGUCCAGCGCGGGGUCGGGCAAAUCUCUAGGGCUUUUUUGCUUUCGAGAGGAGGAUGCUGCGGCGUUGCUUGAUCAGAUGAGGUCGAUGAAUAGCGACAUGAAGCAGGGGUCCAAAGUUGUCGCUGUUGCCCUGAAUAAGGUUGUCCAGCUCAAGGUUGAUGGAGUAGCCUUUAGAUUCAUUCCAGAUUCAAGUCAGGUUGCAAAUGCAAUUAAGGAGAAAGGAAAGAUCGGAGAAUCAGUAGAUAGUUUCCCGGGAGUUCCUGUAUUUCAGUCAAGGAGUUUGGUGUUAAAGAGCCAGAACAAGAGAUAUCGUCCAGUAUUCUUCAGAAUGGAGGACCUUGAUGACUCUCUUUAUAGAGCUUCUCAUGAGCAGAGUCGAUUGAAUCCCGCGUUAAGAAGAGGUGACCUUCAGGUUGCAGUUCUGGAAGACAUAGUUGGUGAGUUGAAGGGAAAUUCUGCUUCAGAAUGGGAUGACGUUGUCUUCGUUCCUCCGGGUUUAAAGCUAUCAUCAGAUCUCACUCAGGAGACACCUACAGCAACAAAAUAGAAGAUACACUGGUUUAUCGGUUAUUGCCAUGCAUAUUUUAUUGUUUUAUUAAACACUUGGUCAAUCAUAUCGAAAUGAAUGAACUUUUGUCUGUGUUAUUGUCACACUA
Molecule: messenger RNA, 981 nt
Organism: Dioscorea cayenensis subsp. rotundata (Guinea yam)
Lineage: Eukaryota; Viridiplantae; Streptophyta; Magnoliopsida; Dioscoreales; Dioscoreaceae
Product: protein TIC 22-like, chloroplastic
Exons: 7
Coding region: 84-872 (262 amino acids)
Biological process (GO): protein transport
Cellular component (GO): chloroplast
Source: RefSeq, a predicted model, not a curated record